AUGGCAGUUUGGGUAGCAACUACCGGUUCAAAAAUUCCAGAGGAUGCAAUAAGAGCAGGGUACGAGACAGAUGGGCGACCACUUUUUAUUGCCCGAGCAAAGAUUCAUGGUAUCAUGACGUCUGGAAAAUGCGGUUUUCACCUUCCUGGAGCCCAUAUCCCAUAUGGAAGGAAAGAAGAAAUCAUCAAUCAGUACGAGGUGUUGGUUUUGCCCUUGAGAAAACCUGGUUUUUUAGAUUGGCAGAAGGCUUGUUUACGGCCCCUCAAAAAGGAAGCCGUGUUUGAUAACUGUGCAUACAUUAGCUAUUGUGGAGCUGAAUUCAGUUACAAGGAUUAUGAGGCCCUGUGUACAAAGCAUUUCGAAUGA
Saccostrea cuccullata (small rock oyster) is the source of this 366-nucleotide messenger RNA. RefSeq lists its product as uncharacterized. The transcript has 2 exons. NCBI's taxonomy places the organism in Eukaryota, Metazoa, Mollusca, Bivalvia, Ostreida, Ostreidae. Bases 1 to 366 code for a protein of 121 amino acids. The record is from RefSeq and is a predicted model, not a curated record.